This is a messenger RNA of Salmo salar (Atlantic salmon), 2268 nucleotides long. Its product is annotated as gap junction beta-3 protein. The record is from RefSeq and is a predicted model, not a curated record. Gene Ontology annotation, cellular component: connexin complex. Gene Ontology annotation, biological process: cell-cell signaling. NCBI's taxonomy places the organism in Eukaryota, Metazoa, Chordata, Actinopteri, Salmoniformes, Salmonidae. Gene Ontology annotation, molecular function: gap junction channel activity.
GGAGAGAAGAAGAAGAAGAAGAAGAAGACCCACAGCACUGAUUCCAAAGCUUGACCACACCUCCUGAGUGUGGCUAAAUCAUCAUGUCCAGACUUACAGUAGUGGUGCAGCCAUUUUGUUCAGCCCUGCCAUUCAAUAGUCAAAUCAGACUGAGGCAAAGUUGAACAGAGAGACGGACAAGCUUUGAACAGAGAGACGGACAAGCUUAAAUGGAUUGGGCAUCAGCCUAGUGAUCCGAAACAACUCUUCACACAGCCGGGUGAAAGUUCAACGGUGACAGAAGGGGAUCCCACUCCGAUCUCACCAUGGACUGGAAGACCUUCGAGGCGCUGCUUAGCGGGGUCAAUAAAUACUCUACCGCGUUUGGACGUAUCUGGCUCGCGGUGGUCUUCGUGUUUCGCGUCAUGGUCUUUGUCGUGGCCGCAGAACGCGUCUGGAGUGAGGACCAGAAAGACUUUGACUGCAACACUCGCCAACCCGGCUGCGCCAAUGCCUGUUACGACCACUUCUUUCCUGUCUCCCACACCAGGAUCUGGGCACUCCAGCUCAUCUUCGUCACCUGUCCCACCUUCAUGGUCGUGAUGCACGUGGCGUACCGCGAGGAACGCGAACGCAAGUACCGCAUCACACAUGGUGAAAACGCCCGUCUCUACGACAACACAGGACAGAAGCACGGAGGACUCUGGUGGACAUAUCUCCUCAGCCUCUUCUUCAAAACGGCCAUCGAGGUGGCGUUCCUCUACCUCCUGCAUCUCAUCUACAACAACUUUGACCUGCCGCGCCGCGUCAUUUGCGACCUUUGGCCUUGUCCUAACCAGGUGGAUUGCUACAUCGGCCGGCCCACGGAGAAGAGGGUGUUUACCUACUUCAUGGUAGGGGCGUCGGCUGUGUGUAUAGUGCUCAACGUGUGUGAGAUCUUUUACCUGAUAGCCAUCCGGUUGCUGAGGAUCAGUCAUCGGGGAAGCCUCCAUACCUCCCCCAACAUUAGAUGCUCUGAGCUGGACUGUGAUGGGUGUCAGGCGCUGGCGGAGACAGCAGAGUACCAGGAGUGCAAUGAGGCCAACUUAGCCAUGGAGAAGAAAAGUACAUCUAUAUUUUGAGUCAGACAAUGAAACUUUUUACAAUUUAACUUUUAUUAGAUGACAAAUCUUUAUUGACUAAAUGUUGUCAACUAAAAUCAGAGUUUUAUCAAUACAUUUAUUUUAGUCAAAUGUAAUUGUUAUGGCCACCACCUCACCCUCCCUUACGGACACGCCUCUGUGAGGGUGAAAGACUGACGGACGUUAACAGUUUUUGAAAGUGAUUUGACAGGUCGUGUUCCUCUGCUCAGACUUUGCUGACGAAUACCAGAGUUUACAACACAUGGUCGGUAUUUUACAUGUUAGCUAAGCGCAUCUUAUGCUAAUCUGGUGUCCGACUGCACAGUCGAUGUAACGUCUGAGGAAGGAAACGCAACACUCUGCUCAUCUGAUCUGGUCCCCUGCUUUUUUCUGUAUUGUUUUAACUUUUUAUAUUUACAGUUAAUUUAAUAUUAUCUUAAUUCGUUUUUUCCUUAAUAAUUUCAAGUUUCCUUACAGUGAAAUGCAGGGCAGUGUACAGACCUUUCAUUCAUGUCUUGAACUUCAUAACAUAGACUACUAACUGCCUCUCUAGCGAACAUUUUAAAUAUUUUCAGCAUAGGCCUGUUUAUCUCUGCAACAACACACUCACUCAUUACAAAUUGUAAGCAAGCUAAUUACAGUGCCUCCAAAAGACACGAUUGACAUCUGAAAAAAGGGUAGGCUAUCAGCUGGUUUUUAUUUAAGAAAAUGUCCCCUUUAUUUAUCUAGGCAAGUCAGUUAAGAACAUAUUCUUAUUUACAACGAAGACACUGGGCCAAAUGUGCGACGCCCUGUGGGACUCCCAAUCACAGCCAGUUGUGAUACAGCCACGGUGUCUGUAUUGACGCCUCUAGCACUGAGACGCACUGCCUUAGACCGCUGCGCCACUACGGAGCUGAUCUUUGAUGUUGAUGAUUGAUGGAUAUCUACUAUUCACCUAGCCCAAUUUUUUUUUUUUUUUUUUACUGAUUGUGAUUCAUCUUCAAUGCGAUUAAAUAAUAACUUUAGAAUAUAGCCUAAUAUUUAUAAUCUUCAAACUAAUGAUAUAUGGCUGGCUGGUAAGAGGCUUGUGUGGAUAUUGUAGUAUAUGGUGGUUAGCUAGAGUGUAGACUACCUGUGUUCAGUGCUUCAUUUGUAAAUCUGAAGGUGCCAUAACAAAAAGUGAGGG